CGCCGGCCGCCCUGCUCUGGGCGCAGAGCCGGGGCCCCGGAAUGUCCCGGGCCCAGCAAGCUGAGACGCCCGCUCCGCUCCUCCCGGCUUCUCUGGUGUCUACACGGCCCGAGGCUCUCCGCGUUUCGAAAUGGCCGAGCAGUCGGACCAGACUGUCAAGUACUACACCCUGGAAGAGAUCCAGAAGCACAACCACAGCAAGAGCACCUGGUUGAUUCUGCACCACAAGGUGUACGAUUUGACCAAGUUCUUGGAGGAGCAUCCUGGUGGGGAAGAAGUGUUAAGGGAACAAGCUGGAGGGGAUGCUACUGAGAGUUUUGAAGAUGUGGGACACUCUACAGAUGCUAGAGAACUGUCCCAAACAUACAUCAUUGGGGAGCUCCAUCCGGAUGACAGAGCAAAGUUAGCCAAGCCUUCGUUACACACAGAGGCCCAGCUUGGGCCCCUCAGACCAUUGGACGGGCAGGACAGUUUUAGUUUCCUUUUUCAUCAGUGUGGUAAGUGGUAAUUCAACUUGCUUUAACUCUCAGGCAUCUCUGGGUUAAGAGCCUAACAGAUAAUAAACACUCAGAAAUGUAUAUAAUCUUUGUUGUUGCUGGCAGUGAUGGUGCCCUAACAGUUUUAGCAUUAACGCUAAGGGCAGUGAUGGAAGGGGGAGGAAGGCUAGGCCAGCCUAGUUUCCAUAGAGUUGUCAGCAUGUUUGGUAAAAUCCAAGUGCUUGGUAUAACAAAAUAACAGAUCUGUGUUUGCGUUGUUUACUAUUCUGGGCUUAACUUUCUAUUGUGCUAAUAAUGUUUCACUUUCAGUGAGCCUUUGUGCUCCAGUUUCAGAACUUACUACUUCUUCUAGUAGCUGAGUAAUCAUUUCGUGUAGUCUGGUGACUUCUGGUAAUCCUUGUUACUGUUAUUCAUAUACACAAAAUUUUAAAAAUAAUCUUGCAGUAGCUAUGAAUACUUUUGUAGUCACUAAGAUUUAACAUUGCUUAAAAAGAUAAUAAAUGUGUGAAGUUUUCUUUUUAAAUGACUUAUUUUUCCCCCCUA
Molecule: messenger RNA, 1040 nt
Organism: Lutra lutra (Eurasian river otter)
Lineage: Eukaryota; Metazoa; Chordata; Mammalia; Carnivora; Mustelidae
Product: cytochrome b5
Exons: 4
Coding region: 131-508 (125 amino acids)
Cellular component (GO): intracellular membrane-bounded organelle; mitochondrial outer membrane
Molecular function (GO): heme binding
Source: RefSeq, a predicted model, not a curated record